Truncatella angustata is the source of this 904-nucleotide messenger RNA. RefSeq lists its product as uncharacterized. The record is from RefSeq and is a predicted model, not a curated record. The transcript has a single exon. Lineage: Eukaryota; Fungi; Ascomycota; Sordariomycetes; Amphisphaeriales; Sporocadaceae. Bases 172 to 696 code for a protein of 174 amino acids.
UCAAAAUGGCUGUCUGAUUCAGUACUGAAUUUAUGUUUGCCGGGAUUGGACCCUUCUCGCAGUUCAUCACUGUUCAGCAUUGGGCGGGGGAAUGGAUGAUGUUUUUAUUGAAAGCAGUGAAUUAUGCUGCUCCCAGACGAUCUGGUUUUCGAUAUUGUGAGAUAGCCGUCGAUGAAAUCUCCAACAUGGCUGGUGGGUUCUUUUUUUCUUUCUUUUGCUUUUUCUCCUUUUGUUAACUUGGCCACGUUCAACGAACACCGAACCACCUUUGGGGCUUAUAUAGUAAGAAGGGAUACCCUUAUACAUCAACGGAUGCGAUCCAUCCAGGAUGAAGCAACACUUAUGCAAAAACUCAACUCUGACAACCACCAACCACGAGCACGGGAAAACAGAUUGUCUUGGUGUUUCAGCAUAUUCUUCCCGCGCCACCCCCAGGGAGAUACGCGGGUGGCGGCGGCUCUGGGGGCGCUGCGGGCGUAUAAACGGGCGGCGGCGUUCCGGAACGAUGGACAAUAUCCAACCGGGGGCUUUCGGCAUCGCCAUCACUCCCGCUUCCCUCAUCGACGACGUCGGUCCGGACGCUCUCUGAGUCGGCGCUACUCACGCUCCAGCGCCGCUCAUCAUAUGUAUCUCGAAGUCGCCCAUCCCUCCACGCCAGCGCGCAAGGGCAACAGGAGCACGCGGCCAAGAUGCUGAACACGAACAAGGGUAGGGCGCUGACACAGCAGACGAGGAACCAGGCGACCCACAUGGCGUAGCGCCACGGCCGCCAUGGUCGGUAGUUCCUCUCGGCGCAUCGCUGGUCGUACUUGUCUAGCUGGACGUAAGCCCCUAAAAGCCCGAAGAAGACCGAGGGGAUGCCGAUCAGGAUGGCCGGGGCAAGGAUGAGUUCCCUUUUCUCCAU